UACACCUCGCAGUUUUACCCCGGAACCUAGAAGUAAUGUUGCACUUCUCUCAGCAUAAAGGCCGUCAGAAGACACGUGUUUCCUGUAGAUCUUGUGGAUACUUGUAGUAGUCCAGGGUUUUCUAUAACUCCCACAACAGAACGUUUGGAUGAAGUUAGGGUGCAUUUUGUGAUGACAAAGCAACCGUACGCCAGAUGAUUUCAGUGGACUGUUGAAGUCAGGAUUCUACGGCACCCGAGGACGCUCUCGGUUUUAUAAUGCACCAGUAUUUCUAGGUUGUAAUAAAGAGCCCAAAUUUCUCAUGCUGUCAUGAAUAACAUUUUUAUUGAUCCAAGACAAGAUUUGGACGUGUUUGGUAGGCGUAAUCCCCCAGACAAGCCCCAGUAAUGGAUUAUAGAAUUAUGUCACCAGUUUCCUCAUGGAAUCACAGACCAAGUGAUUCAGAACGAAAUGCCUCAGAUAGAAGCCCAACAGCGGGCAGUGGCCAUCAAUAGACUCUUGUCCAUGGGUCAAUUGGAUCUCUUAAGGAGUAAUACAGGCCUUUUAUACAGAAUAAAGGACUCUCAGAAUGCUGGUAAAAUGAAAGGAUCAGAUAACCAGGAAAAACUAGUAUAUCAGAUCAUAGAGGAUGCAGGAAAUAAAGGAAUAUGGAGCAGAGAUAUUCGUUAUAAAAGUAACUUGCCAUUAACGGAAAUCAACAAAAUUUUAAAGAAUUUGGAAAGUAAAAAACUUAUCAAAGCUGUUAAAUCUGUAGCGGCCUCCAAAAAGAAAGUAUAUAUGCUGUAUAACCUGCAGCCAGACCGGUCUGUGACUGGUGGGGCCUGGUACAGUGACCAGGAUUUUGAAUCUGAAUUUGUAGAAGUGCUUAACCAACAGUGCUUUAAAUUCCUACAAUCUAAGGCAGAAACAGCUCGAGAAAGCAAACAGAAUCCAAUGAUUCAGAGAAAUAGUUCAUUUGCCUCAUCACAUGAAGUGUGGAAAUACAUCUGUGAAUUGGGGAUCAGUAAGGUAGAGUUGUCCAUGGAGGACAUCGAAACCAUCUUGAAUACCCUCAUUUAUGACGGGAAAGUGGAGAUGACAAUCAUUGCUGCAAAGGAAGGCACAGUUGGCAGUGUAGAUGGACACAUGAAACUGUACAGGGCAGUCAGUCCAAUCAUCCCGCCCACAGGCUUGGUCCGGUCACCCUGCGGACUCUGCCCAGUCUUUGAUGACUGCCAUGAAGGGGGUGAGAUUUCACCGUCUAACUGUAUUUAUAUGACAGAGUGGCUUGAAUUUUAAUGAAGAGCUAUGAACUUUACUGACAUUUUGCAAAUGAGGUCACUUUGCAAGCAAGUAAUUGAAUUCAUAAUGAACUUCAAAUUUCCUUGAAAUCAUGUUCCACAAUAAUGGAUACAGACUUGCGGCUGUGAAAGCUUUUUCUCCUCUACUUUAUGAAGACUAAAUUUGUAUUGGUGGAAUAGCCACCAGAAAAUGGGACAGACCGGGCUUGGGAGAAGCCCACUCUGCAGCACUGGAGGAUCCCAUCCUUUGAUGUCUCAAGACUUUGGAUGACUCAAAGAGAAAGAAGUCAAACAUUUACCAAGCACUAUGGUAAUGGCUAGAGCACAAAAAUGUUCAUUUUAAGAUCAUUUGUUAAAUUUUUCAUCGGAAACAUUCAUCUGAUUCACUGUCACCAUUUGUGUUUUCUCUUUCCUCAGUGGUUUGUGAUGGCAGGAAUAGCAGAGCUGGGACUGUGCACAGACUUGGUGCAUGCACUGGGGAGUGGAACAUCCCUGUUAAUUCCUUUUUAUACAGCAUUUCUCUCAGGACUGUGCUACCAUACUCACCUUGAUCCCCAAAUGGUGACUGUUGUUCAGAGUAUAUUUCCAGUGUACAAAUACUAAUGAUCAUUUUUAUCCUAAAGGGAAUAUUUUCACUCCUCCUUUGUUGUUAAAGGUUUGUUUCAUUCUGUGUCUCAAUAAUAUUCUCGCUAGAAUUUCUCUUAGUGUGCAGUGUUUGUCCCAACCCCCCAACCCACCCCCAGCAGACACACACCACCACUCCAAAUCUGAGUGUUGGAAUCAGAUCUCCCAGGUGAUGAGCUGUUUAGUUUUUGAAACAAGGUCUCCUUAUAGAGCGUAGGCUGGCCUCAAACUCACUAUGAAGCCCAGGCUAGCCUUGAC
Fukomys damarensis (Damara mole-rat) is the source of this 2162-nucleotide messenger RNA. RefSeq names its product RNA polymerase III subunit F (gene Polr3f). Gene Ontology annotation, cellular component: RNA polymerase III complex. Gene Ontology annotation, biological process: transcription by RNA polymerase III. NCBI's taxonomy places the organism in Eukaryota, Metazoa, Chordata, Mammalia, Rodentia, Bathyergidae. The record is from RefSeq and is a predicted model, not a curated record. Bases 451 to 1278 code for a protein of 275 amino acids. The transcript has 9 exons.